AUGGAAAAAACUAUGGAGCUAGCUCAUGAUGCAUCCAAGACUAUGAGUAUGGCAAACGCCAUUUUUUCUCCAGUUAGCACAAAGCUAAGCUGUUUCAAUCCAGCAGUAAAAUUCGAUGGGAACUUUUUGUACGUUUGGGCUAUUAUUUCCUUAUCUAUUUUUCUCGCUUUUCUAAAUCAUCUAUAUUCGUUCUUCAAUAAAAAGUCGAACAGACUCUCCAUACUUUGGAACAGGAAACAGGAGGACAAGGAAAGCGAUGACGAAGAAGUAGAGGACGACGAAGAGGAAGGUGAAGAUGACGAAGAAUAUUACGAAGCCAGUGAUAAGGAGGAUUUCCUAACAGAACAAGAAGAAAAGGAUAAAGAAAAUGAAAAGCAUAUAGCUGAAGGAAAGGAAAAAAUAAGAAAACUUAUAAUUGAAGCAGAUAAACAAAAAAAUUACGUAGUUCUGACAGAUCUGACGGACUUGACGGAAGAGGAAUUAGAGGAAUGGAAAAACCAAGAAUGGAAAAAAUAUAUGAGCAAUAUCGAAGAAGAAUGGCAACUUUUAAAUUUGUGGAUAGAAGAAGAAAGACAAAACUGGAUUGAUAGUAAAGACAAAGAAUUAGAAAACUGGAUGAACAAAAUGGAAAAUAAAUGGAUGGACGUAAAUAAUAUAAAUAAAGAAUACCAAUGCGUAUUUAUAAAGAGUUGCAUCAAAGGUGAUGACCAAAAUCAAAUAAAAGAACAGUUAAAACAUGAACUAAAGAAUUUUAUCUACCGCGAUUGGAAAAAGUGGCUGCGUGAAAAUGAGUCCUACUUAAAUACAUGGCUAAUAAAACAAUGGAUACAAUGGAAAAACAACAAAAUACUUAAAUAUCUCAUGGCUGAAUGGAAACACGAAGAAGAUGAAUACUGGAAUGAUUGGGAAAAAACAGAAACAUGGAAAUGGUUACAUUUUAAUAAGAGGAAAAAAUGGCAAGCAUGGAAAAACAGAGUUACCAAUGAAAAACAAGAAUGGGACAACUGGGUAAAAAUUAAAGAACAACUAGUUAUAUACAAUAAAUAUAAAAAAUUUACCCUAUGGGUGAAUGCAAAAAAACCUUCUAUUAAUCAGUGGGCAGAAUCACUCGCUGACAAAUGCGUAAAUGACUCCAGAUGGGAUAUUUGGAUUAAUGAAAAAUAUAAUGAAUUCAUGCUAGAACAGAAAAUGGAAAAAAAAGAAAAACGAAAGGAAAAAAAAAAAAAUUAG
This is a messenger RNA of Plasmodium cynomolgi strain B, 1230 nucleotides long. Its product is annotated as tryptophan-rich antigen. Lineage: Eukaryota; Apicomplexa; Aconoidasida; Haemosporida; Plasmodiidae. The coding region runs from base 1 to 1230 and encodes 409 amino acids. The transcript has 2 exons. The record is from RefSeq and is a predicted model, not a curated record.